AUGUUUUAUUUAUGCCCUAAAAAAUUAGGAGGUGGUGUUGGAAGAAGAUUAUGUAUGCCUAUUUAUAGUGGAAGUAGUGAUAGCGUUUUUAAAUAUAAAAAUUUUGUUUUAAAAAAAAUAAAACAUAAAUAUGAAAAUGUUUUAUUAUUUGGUGAUAUACAUAAAUUAAGAAUGACAGCAGAAGAACUUAUAAAAAAUGUCAUAAGUAAUGAUAAUAUUGAUAAUGAUUAUAAUAAUUAUAAACUUCAAAAAUAUAUGUACAAUAAAACUGAAAAAAUUAAAAAAGCUAGUAAUGAUGAUAUAGAAAAAGACAAAAGUUCAAAAAAUAAAAAUUCUAUAACAAAAAAAUUAUCUUUUUGGCAAAUAUAUAGCAUAAGAGUAAAAAAAAAUAUUCAUUUAUUAAAUUUUUUUGAUUUUGCAUUAAUUCUUCAAUCUUUUCACUUAUAUAAUAAAGACACCGGAAUAUAUGUGUCUAGCAUAAAAUAUAUCGAAGAUCAAAUUCCAGUAAUGAACGGUAUUUCGUUUGUUAUAAUUUUAAAUAUUUUAAGUAAGAGAUUAAAAAAAAAUAACUACAAUGAAUUUUUUAAAAAAAUGAUGAAUUAUUUACCUAAUAUUUUAUAUGAAUUAAAUUUAAAAGAUAUGAGUAAUAUUCUAAACUGUUUUUAUAAUCUUGAAUUAAAUGAUAAAAAAGUAUGUGAACUUUUUUAUCUUAAAAUAUUAUCAAAUAUAAAUAAAAUAGAUGCCUUAACAUUAUCAUCAUUAUGCUAUAUUUUUUAUAAAUAUAAUUUUGAAAAUAUUCAUUUUUUUGAAUGUUUAAAAAAAACGGGAUUUAAUUUAUUAGAUGACUUCGAUGCUAAUCAAUUUUAUAAAUUUAUUUUUUCAUUAUAUAAAAAAAAAAUUUGUUUAAAAGAAAUUAUUGAAAAAAAAAAAAAUGAUAUUUUAUCCUUUUUACCUAAUUACAGUGAUGAAGAAAAAUUAUUUAUUUGUGAAAUUUUUAACUUAAAAUGA
Plasmodium gallinaceum is the source of this 1008-nucleotide messenger RNA. RefSeq names its product conserved Plasmodium protein, unknown function. The transcript has 2 exons. The record is from RefSeq and is a predicted model, not a curated record. NCBI's taxonomy places the organism in Eukaryota, Apicomplexa, Aconoidasida, Haemosporida, Plasmodiidae. Bases 1 to 1008 code for a protein of 335 amino acids.